ACAGGACAGGACGGCAAAUCGCCAUCAGGACAGGGAGGGCAACCAGCCAGUUCACCACCAGCCAUUCACUUCCCCACACGGCCAGACCAACCGAGAUCGGCCACCGCCACAAAGCUCAAAACCAAACACGCCUUCAGCUCAUAACUCCAUCCCCCGUCGGUGCUGCUCCAAACCACCAGCGCAAGCUGAUGCCUCUGCCAUGGCGGGCUCUGACCCUCACCGCAGCCAUCCUCCUCCUCGUCUCUUCUUCUCCCCUGUCCUACGCUGCCGCCGCCUCGCCCUACCCGGCUCCGGCUCCCGCGCCGCACCACUCGCCCCCUCCGCGGCAGCCGGCCGCGUCCGCCAACUGCCCCCGCGCCGCUCCGCCGCCCCCGUCGCGACACCGCGCCGCGCACCGUCGUCGCGUGCAUCGGCUCAACUUGGGCGAGAGGCUCGGGAUCGCGCUGGCCGGCGUGGCCGUCGCAAUGCAGGUGGCCCUCGGCGCGUUCCUCGCGGUGCGCGCGCGGCAGCUGCGGCGGGCCGUCUAGACCGAGGAAGAGGCGGCGGCGUGACCGGCGAUUUCUUGCAGCCUGGAGAAGAAUUCCUAUCAGACGUUGUUUGUACACUAGCCUGCCUCUCUCUCUGGCUCACGCGCGCAGGGUGGGUGUGAUACGUGAUCUGAGUAGCGCCAUUAAAAUUGUUGAUCCGAAGCGCGUCAAAUGAAAUCUAUGAUGGUUUCGCACUCGCAGCGACGACAUGACAACAUCAGAAUUCAGAAAGAGUACCAACUAGCUUCGAUUAGUGCACUGCAUAGCUGCAUCUCCAUUGCAUGAUUGCUUUGCUCCGAGCUCGACUUGGAACGCCGAUUCGUCUCUCCCCUCGUUGCGUCAAGCACCUCCUCGACGCAAUCAUCUCCGACGCAAUCCGCCAUUUUCCUCCCCUCCCCAUCGCCUUGCUUCACCCAGGAUUUCGCAAUUCGCCAAUUCCGAUUCAGCGCUGCUCCUCGCAGGCGGCGAAGUGCAAGGGCUACGCGGAGGACGCGCGGCUGAGCAACCGGAAGCUGGCGGUCGGCACAUUAAGUUCCGAGUAGUCUUAAUCACAAAAUAUCUAUAUUGGUCAAAAAA
Messenger RNA from Phragmites australis (common reed), 1103 nucleotides. RefSeq names its product formin-like protein 2. The record is from RefSeq and is a predicted model, not a curated record. The transcript has a single exon. Lineage: Eukaryota; Viridiplantae; Streptophyta; Magnoliopsida; Poales; Poaceae. The coding region runs from base 189 to 527 and encodes 112 amino acids.